Molecule: messenger RNA, 991 nt
Organism: Eucalyptus grandis
Lineage: Eukaryota; Viridiplantae; Streptophyta; Magnoliopsida; Myrtales; Myrtaceae
Exons: 4
Coding region: 35-613 (192 amino acids)
Source: RefSeq, a predicted model, not a curated record
GAAGGAGAGAGGACGGGGGCAAAAAUCCGGGAGAAUGCAAGGGAAGGCGAAGACGAAGAAGACGAACCAGCUCUCGCUGGAGGAGUACCUGGACUUCCUCCACUCCCACAAACGCGCCGACCUCACCGUCAGCUCCCUCAAUCAGAUCAUCCAGAUGCACGGGUUCAGGAAGAUCCGCAACCUCCCCAAGAGAGCGCUGUUGGAUGCUGUGGAGGCGAUCGAGCUCGUGGAUCCCUCGCGGUCAACGCUGAACGAGAACGUCUCGUCGCGCGACGUGCGGCUUUCUCUUGCGGAAGCUAUCGCCGACGUCAACGACCUCGGAUGGCACGAGUGUGUCAUCACCUCCGUCGAGAACUUCGGCAAGGAGGACCGUCCGUCGGCGCCGGACGAUGGCUCCAAACGCCAGGGGAGACGGGAGAAGAAAGGUGACGGUGCCUUUGGUUGUAAGAGAACCGCUUCUUCAGGCUCGGAGACGAGCGGUGGCGGCGGCAGCGCGGGAGAAAAUGCUCCAAAGAGGAAGCCAUUGAAAGAGGCGAAUGCCGGUCGUUCCACCAGCAGCGUUGACGGUGACUGCUCCUGGUCGAAUCAGCUGGACAUGGGAAUCCGUUGUUGACAGUUCAUGAUUUCCCCGAAUUACGAAUCAUUUGCUGAUCUGAUGUUGAGGGUUCCGUGUUUUAACCGAUGCUUCUUGCAUCAUUUGAUUCAAUCGACACAAGUUUGCAUCACAAUCGGCUCUGUAAUUUGAAGAGUGGAAUGCAAAAUCAUUCGAUCUUGCACCGUACUCGACCGUCGCCGUUAACUGCAAAAGUCAAGAAUCCUCCAUGCCUACAUUGUGAUUGCUGAUUUUAGGCUUCCAAAGAGAGAGAGAGAGAACUGCAAUUCCCCGUGACCUUUCCCUAGUAAAAGUCUUCAGUUCGUGCCGAGGUGCAAUACGUAAGGUAGGUCGUCCUCGGUUCGGGAGUUGCAUCUGCAGCAGCAGUAAGAAAAACUA